Molecule: messenger RNA, 5863 nt
Organism: Bombina bombina (fire-bellied toad)
Lineage: Eukaryota; Metazoa; Chordata; Amphibia; Anura; Bombinatoridae
Gene: CSDC2
Product: cold shock domain containing C2
Exons: 4
Coding region: 222-677 (151 amino acids)
Biological process (GO): regulation of mRNA stability
Cellular component (GO): cytoplasm
Molecular function (GO): mRNA 3'-UTR binding
Source: RefSeq, a predicted model, not a curated record
AUUGUUAUUCCGUCUGCAGCUUUAACCGAGGGACAUCCUUCUACUGACCCCUCCUACCCAGCACGUCAGGCUGGGGGUGUGAAGGGGAAUUUAUAUGCAAAAUAACAAGGAAGGCUAAGACUGGGAGACAUACGUACCCUAUAGGUGGCUCUCGGAGGAAAUUCCCUGUGAGAGACCAGUGACGGCGGACGAUUGGGCCGCUACUCACCUUACGUGCAAAGAUGUCGUCAAAUCCCACAACCCCCACUCAGCCGUUACAGUCCCCAAAAUCCCCGGUGACCCCCUCAUAUCCUUUCCACAGAGAGGGCAGCCGGCUGUGGGAGAGGAACCACCUCCUAUUGGGGGAUUUGCCCAGCCCCCUCCCAACCAAGAGGACACGAACUUAUUCAGCCACUGCACGAGCCACUGCAGGUCCUUGCUACAAAGGGGUUUGCAAACAGUUCUGCCGCUCGCAGGGUCAUGGAUUUAUCACCCCUGAAAAUGGAUCAGAGGACAUUUUUGUGCACAUUUCUGACAUCGAGGGGGAGUAUGUACCAGUGGAGGGAGACGAGGUCACAUACAAAAUGUGUCCAAUACCACCCAAGAACCAGAAAUUCCAAGCCGUGGAUGUUGUCCUCACUCACCUGUCGCCUCACACAAAACACGAGACAUGGUCAGGACAAAUGAUCAGCUCCUAGGAAGCGCCCAAUAUGUUGGCAGGUGGUGGGGACCAAAGGAUGCACAAAACUGCCGUGCUGACCCAGCGUCUAUAGUUACCACAAUGGCACCAGAUCUUCUGGAGAGGUUGAGCCAGUUUCUGGUUGAGGUAUUUCUAAAGAUUGUUCUCGGUAUUAUGUCCCACCAGAGGAAGGAAGAGGAAGCUAUGGGCUGGUUCAAGCUGUCCGAAAGAUCUGGAGCUGUUUGCUAGCUGUGUCAUCAGUACGGCCACCAACAUCUUGUGAUCUGGCAUUGGGCAAGCAAAUUCUGCAGACAUAGGGCAUCCAGGCUGGGGGCAUGGCAGAUAGAAGCCGUUCUCCAUGGUUCCACAGGGGUCCUUUCUUUUUUUUUUUUUUGGUUUCAAUUCUGUCUUUUAGCAGAAAUGUCCAUGAAUUGGUGUUUUCUAAGAUUUUAGUUUAACUCAAUGACAGAUGCCAAGUUCUUUCUAUGGCUAUUUUUUAUACCCGUCAAUCCAAAAUGCAUAUAUGUGGCUUACUGAUAUAAAGUGGCAUUUUCUAUUGCCCAACUUACGUGGAUCUAUCAUUUGUUUUUAUUUUUUUUCAAGCAUUAUGGGUCAAAUAAAAUACUGUGAGCUUAUGAACUGUCCAUCUGAGCUUCUGCUGCUUUAUGUGCUAGAGAUUUCUCCCCAGAACUUUUUUCUUGGGAUUAGUUACAAAACGCAAUAAUAAAUAUAUAAACGUCACAAGAUUACACAAAUCCACUUACAGAACAGUCAUAUAUUGUUCUUGUGUUAGGCGUCUCUGAUAUUUAAAUAUAUUGAGCAGAAGAUUUGGUAUCAUAAAUAUCUAAAUACUCAGCCAGAUUUUAGAUGAAGAAACCGCUGGUAUAGGGGAGUUGCUGCGCACGAUUACAAUAUAGAAUUCACAUUUUAUAUAAAACUUUUGUGUUUUUAUUUCCUGCGCUGUGCUCUCACACGGUUUUCUCCGUGGAGCAGAGAGCGGCUUUGUAUUUGCAGACGCUUUGCAAUAUAAAUGUUAAUUCUACAUCAUGUUUUUGGAAAAGCUGUGACGUCGCCUUGUUGCAAAACCUAUGCAGAAAUGUAUUAAUCAUAGAAUUAACCUAAAGGCAAUUUAUAAAAUGUGCAGCCACUUCAGCUUAAGCUGGAAUUAAAAAGACAUAACCAAGUGAUAAUACGUUUAUGUGCUGAAGUCAGCUCCGGUGUUCUGUCUGCAUUACUAGCACAGAGCUAAGCACACUGCUGAUUGGUGGAUAUGCACAUAUGCCGCCUCUGUCACAGCUACUGAUUGGUGGAUAUUCACAUAUGCCCCUUGUCACAGCGGCUGAUUGGUGGAUAUUCACAUAUGCCCCCUCUGUCACAGCUACUGAUUGGUGGAUAUGCACAUAUGCCGCCUCUGUCACAGCUACUGAUUGGUGGAUAUUCACAUAUGCCGCCUCUGUCACAGCUACUGAUUGGUGGAUAUUCACAUAUGCCCCCUCUGUCGCAGCAGCUUAUUGGUGGAUAUUCACAUAUGCCCCCUCUGUUACAGCUGCUGAUUGGUGAAUAUGCACAUAUGCCACCUCUGUCUUAGAUCUGGGCUAGUAGCGCAUUGCCGGCGGCCUUUAGCUGACAUGUCAUUUUAGCAUUACAAUAUCUAAGUCAUUAGAGCACUACUGACCCUGCAAGUCUAUGUAUUUAACCCUUGCAAAGGAUUAAACAAACAGUUAAAGUGACAUAAAGCUGACCCCAAUGUACGCUGAUUCACUGACACCAAGUGACCAACUCAAAUUAGAUAAUAGGAGUAAAUUGGAAACUUAUUUAAAGUCACAUGCUCCAUCUGAAUCAUAAACAUAACAUGUUGGGUUUCAUAUCCCUUUAAUGUACACGGAGAACAGUUGGUGAUGAGCAGACAUGACAAGGAGCCAAUCAGCAGAGGCCGUCACAUGACCCGGCCAUGAGUUAUGUCACACUUACGCUACAAAGUAAUUUGUUUGCAUGCGUUAAACUCACUGAACAUUUUCCUAUUGCAGCAUUGCUGACCAAUAACACAUUUUACUGUUACCAUUGUAUUUCCCUUUAAGAUAAAGAGCAGAAUAAUUUCUAAUUGUUGUCUGAGUUCCGUUGUCAUAAGCCAGUGACUGUCUCAUCUAAAGAGACUUUUAGAUCUGUUUGUGGCUGGUGAAUUGGUAGAACAAGACAGUGUUUGGUGGAUACGUUGUGACUCAGAGACUAGAUUUCUAGGGUCCCCACUCCCCCCUUUUGUCUCCUCUCAUUCCAUAACCGUAUCAGCCCUAGAAUGUGCCACAAACCCAGUGCUUUUGUCUUGGAGAUCCCAUUGUUAUGUGUCAUUUACAGAUAUGUGUCAUUUGAGAAAUAAUGCAUAUUAACCGUGUAUAGCCCUUAUUUGUGUCAAUUCCAAACGCAAGGCAUUGCUGUUUCUCUCGUUCAGAAAGGGAUUGCCUGGUAUUUCGGGGCUGGACUGUACUGUGAAGUCAGGAUCAGACUGAUAUGCUUCAGGAAAGUUCUUCUCUGUGAAAGGCACAUGUUGAGCAAAAAGAGACUGCUUCUUGGGUGUUAACUAGCCAUAGAACAAGCUAUUAUGCUAUUGUUCGUUCCCAGGUUGAGCGCUUCUCUCUUUUUAUUUAUUGCUUAAAAGAGGAAAGUCAGGGUAUGUAUGAAAUAAAUAAAUAUAAAUAUAUAUAUAUAUAUAUCUUUUUAAGAUGAGAUUGUACGGGUUUUGGAGUUAAAAGCACAAUUAUACAGAGUAAAGUAGCACAUUAAUAGUUAAUGCUGCUGAUCAGAGAGUGACAUUGACAAACUACUUCAGCGUCAGACAGAGGUGCAAUGUUGCUUUUGUUUCAGACAAGGCCAGAGUAUUAAAUAGCACUAUAGUUGUAUAUUAAAUCCUUUGUAGAGUGCUGGCGUCAGGAAUACUGCAUUCCCACUGUAUUUUGCAGGCCCCAGCCAUUCUCUGUGCAUACUGGGGGGUGUCUCUAUGGCUGUCAGCGGUAAUGAUGCAUGCCACUGCUUAUAUCUGCAGCAUGACAGUGUGUAUAGCAGCAGCUGUUACAGGUAAAUCAUUCAGAUGCUGUGUAUAUCUGCAGCUGUUCCAGGUAAAUGAUGCAUGUCUGCGCAUAUGUCUGGCUGUUGUGGGUAAAUGAUAAAUAUGCAGAUGCGUAUAUUUUCAGCUAUCAUACGUAACUUAUGCAUGUCGGUGUGUAUAGCUGGGAGUUAUAGAUAAAUGUCAUGAUGCAUGCCGAUGUGUAUAGCUGAGGCUGUUAUAGGUAAAUGUCAUGAUGCAUGCCGAUGUGUAUAGCUGAGGCUGUUAUAGGUAAAUAUGAUGCAUGCCGGUGUGUAUAGCUGUGGCUUUUGAAGGUAAUAAUGCAUGCCGGUGUAUACACCUGUGGCUGUCGCAGCUAGAGAUGCAGGAUAGAUGUAUAUCUUUUGCAUGUAGGUAAAGAACAUAUCCAUGCAACUGUCACAGGUAGCAGUGCAUGCCAGUAGCCUAUCGCUGCAUUUGUUUCAGGUAGUGAUGCAUAUUUGAGGCCUUUCUCUGCAGCUGUCACAGAUAGUGUUGCAUGCUGUUUUUGUGGCUGUUGCAGGUAGAGCUGCACAACUGGGGCCUACCUCAGUGGCUGUUGCUGGUAGGGAUGCAUGUCGUAUGUAGUAAUGCAUGCCCAUGCCUGCAGCUUUCGCAUGUAGCAAUUCAUGCUGUAGGCUUAUUCAUGUGACUCAGGUAGUGAUGCAUGCCCAAGCCCUUGUCUACAGUUGUGUCAUGUAGCAGUUCAUGCUGGAGGCUUUUUCCUGUGACUAUCUCAGGUAGUGAUGCAUGCCCAGGCCCAUCUCUGCAGCUUUUGUUUGUAGCAAUUCAUGCUGGAAGCUUAUUUCGGUGACUAUCUCUGUGACUGUCUCGGGUAGUAGAUGUGUUUCAUGUAGCAGUUCAUGCUUAUGGUAGGUAGCGAUGCAUGCCCACGCCCAUCUCUGUUGCUGUCUCAUGUAGCAGUUCAUGCUGGGGGCUUAUUUCUGUGACUAUGGUAGGUAGCGAUGCAUGCCAGGGCUUAUCUCUGCAUCUGUCGUGUGUAGCAAUUCAUGCUGGGGGCUUAUUUUUGUGACUGUCUCAGGUAGUGAUGCAUGCCCACACCCAUCUCUGCAGCUGUCUCAUGUAGCAGUUCAUGCCGGGGGCCUAUUUCUUUGAUUAUUGUAGGUUGUGAUGCAUGCUGGGGCUUAUCUCUGCAGCUGUUGUGUGUCAUAAUUCAUGCCGGGGACCUAUUUCUGUGAUUAUUGUAGGUAGCGAUGCAUGCCGGGGCUUAUCUCUGCAGCUGUUGUGUGUCGCAAUUCAUGCUUGGGGCCUAUUUCUGUGACUGUCUCAAGUAGUGAUGCAUACCCACGCCCAUCUCUGCAUCUGUCUCGUAUCAGUUCAUGCUGGGGGCCUAUUUCUGUGAUUAUCGUAGGUGGCGAUGUAUGCCGGGCUUAUCUCUUCAGCUGUCGUGUGUAGCAAUUCAUGCUGGGGGCUUAUUUCUGUGACUGUCUCAGGUAGUGAUGCAUGCCCACGCAUAUCUCUUCAGCUGUCUCAUGUAGCAGUUCAUGCCGGGGGCCUAUUUCUGUGAUUAUCGUAGGUAGCGAUGCAUGCCAGGGCUUAUCGCUUCAGCUGUCGCGUGUAGCAAUGCAUGACGAUCUCUGGGCAGGUAGUGACACAUGCCAGGGUUUAUCUCUCUGCCUGAUGUAGGUGAGCACUCUAGUGCUGUUUUAGUAGGACGCAGAACCAGAGCAAAAAUUUAACAUCUCACACACCCAAGUACAUCUAAUAUUGGAAAAACAAUGGUCAUUUUCAAUGGGAAAAUAAAUUUCUAGCAGAUCUCAAAUCUACUAAUUGUUUAGUUUUAGAAGACGCUUUAAAAACAAAAUCUAUAACUCAGAUAUACUGCUUUUCCAGCCUUGAAUGAUAAAAUCUCAUUACUAAUUAUAGGUGGUAAAAUACCGAAUCAGAGGUGACUAGAAGAGCGCUUGCUAAACACACACGAAAAUUCUAUUAUGGCAUUUCAUUUUGAAACGGUAAAAUGUCUCCUCCUAGUGGUAAAUGUUCUAACUGCUGCCUAUUUGUUUUCUUGUACAUUAAAUUUGUCAGUAUGUGUUUAAAUGCCAGCAGUCCAUGUCUGAUUACUUUACAGUUUUAGUGUUGGCAAUAAAGAAUAAAGUGCAAUAAAACAA